UAUUCCAUCCAAUACAUGCAGCACUUUCACUCACCUACCCUCUAAUCUAUAUCUUUUCCUAAACACAAAAAAACAUUUGUUUUUCUUUUUUGUUUUCUUGUAUUUGUUUUGUUCUUUCUUUUGAGUCCAACAUGGAACAACAACAACAACAGACAGGAAAUGAAGAGGGGGGUGGGAGUAGUGGAAAAGGGGGGUAUAUGAGCAGACAAAGUAGUACAAGGUGGACACCAACAACAGAUCAGAUAAGAAUAUUGAAGGAUCUUUACUACAACAAUGGAAUUAGAUCCCCAAGUGCAGAACAGAUUCAGAGGAUCUCUGCUAGGCUAAGACAGUACGGUAAGAUUGAAGGAAAAAAUGUCUUUUAUUGGUUUCAAAAUCACAAAGCUAGAGAAAGACAGAAGAAAAGGUUCACUUCUGAUCAUAACAAUAAUAAUAAUAAUAAUAAUCUUCCCAUGCAAAGAAGUGCUACAAUUACAAACAAUGUUGCUGUUGCUGCUUGGAAACAAAUUGAAGAACAACAAUCACCCAUUAUUCAACACAAGUAUUCUAAUAACAUUAUUUCAUCUACUGGGCUCUCUUCUGCCUCAUGUUCUUCUGCUGAAAUGGUUACUGUAGGACAGAUUGGAAAUUAUGGAUAUGGAUCUGUGCCUAUGGAAAAGAGUUUUAGGGAAUGCACAAUAUCAGCUGGAUGUAGCAGUGGACAUGUUGGAAGUACCAUAAACCAUCACUUAGGAUGGGUUGGUCAUGUUGGUCCAUAUUCAUCAACAUAUGCUAAUUUAUUUGAAAAAAUAAGACCAGAGGAAGAAAUCAUGGAAGAAGAACAAGAAGAAGAGAAUGGUUCCCCUGAAAUUGAAACACUCCCUUUAUUCCCUAUGCAUGGUGAAGACAUUCAUGGCUAUUGUAACCUCAAAUCAAAUUCAUCUAACUAUGGUGCUCCAAGUUGGUAUCAAGCUGAAGAUGGUUUCAUCAAUGCUUCUCGUACUACUUCCUUGGAGCUUAGCCUCAACUCCUACACUCGUAGAUCACCAGAUUAUGCUUGAAUGAUUAAUAAAUCCUUAAUCCAUGUUCAACUUGUUAAUUUUAAGAAGAAGGUGAAUCUUUAUUUUCUUAGUAUUUAUUUAUCAUAUAUA
Messenger RNA from Cicer arietinum (chickpea), 1130 nucleotides. Its product is annotated as protein WUSCHEL. The record is from RefSeq and is a predicted model, not a curated record. NCBI's taxonomy places the organism in Eukaryota, Viridiplantae, Streptophyta, Magnoliopsida, Fabales, Fabaceae. Gene Ontology annotation, molecular function: DNA binding; DNA-binding transcription factor activity. Gene Ontology annotation, biological process: plant organ development.